Molecule: messenger RNA, 1527 nt
Organism: Arabidopsis thaliana (thale cress)
Lineage: Eukaryota; Viridiplantae; Streptophyta; Magnoliopsida; Brassicales; Brassicaceae
Product: DNA ligase-like protein
Exons: 9
Coding region: 150-902 (250 amino acids)
Biological process (GO): resolution of meiotic recombination intermediates
Cellular component (GO): nucleus
Source: RefSeq, marked reviewed
CCGGUUUAUAUAUACUCAUGAACCGGUUAGGAGAACCAAAGUCGGAGAGCGAUGUGGGACGAAAACAAUUAAUUAUUCAAAUUUGAUAAUUAUUCGUCAUCCUCAUCCGCCAAGAUUUUCGAAUUUCUAUAACUCUAGGAGGUUCGUCAAUGGCGACGGCGGGAUCAAGCUACAGUGUCUCAACAGAUCAUCAAGUUUCGUCACCUCUCGUGAAUCUAGGAAAUGUUGCUGGUGUUUGUAUAAUGAGCAAUGCAUGGAAAGUUGAACAAGAACCUUCACUGAUCAAUUUCAUAUCUGCGUUUCUUAGCGCAAACUCUUUCCGCCUUAACUUUGUCUCUAUCCCCCCUGAUCUCAUCUUCAAUUGUGGAGGUGUUUCUAUUGCUUUUGUUUUUGUGACUAAAUGGGAUUUUUCCAAUGUUGCUUCCAUCUUCAGCAGAGUAAAGAGGCUGAAAGGGCAAUUUGCGCAACUUUAUGUUGUUGCUACACUUUCAACUAAAGAGCAGAGUGAUUCUUUUAUGCGAUCUUACUUCCAAUAUGAGAUGGAGUUUGGGAAACCUGCGUUUGUACAAGUCACUGAUGCUGAGAUGGGAUUUGAGAAGAUUGUUAAGAUUGCUCACUCUCGUGGAGUGUGCAAGCAACAGAAGGUGGCCUCUAAGCUCAAGGUUGAGAGAAAGCGAACUGUGCAGGAUACAAACAUCUUCAUCAGAUUUGUCACAUCCAUACCCAAUAUUAACAAACAUGAUGCGAACACGCUGUACCAGGCUAUUGGUUCAAUUGAAGCAAUCGCUAAAGCAUCCAAAGAAGACAUUUUAGCAAACACAGAUCUCUCUUCUAAAAAGGCUGAUACACUCACCAGGUUUUUCCAAGAUCCUGAGUUCUACCUCAGUCCCAAAUUCAACUGACGACUGCAGAAAUAGUUUUUCUAAAGGUACCACUCAAAGACUUUUCGUAGUCCUUUGCUAUGGCUACAAGACUACAAUACAUACACCUAUAGGAGCCAGUACCGGGUAAGUAAAAUGGCUCACUUUUUUAUCUUUGCUAGCUCUGUCUGAAUACUAGUACUUUUAUUACAUCCGUUCCUGUUAAAGUGUUUAGCAUCUGAACUUUAAUCAAUAAAGAUCGGUACCAAGACUUUUUUUGAUGUUUGCAGUAACACCAAACUGCAUCGUGAAAACGUUUGGUAGAUUGAUUGAUAAGUUUGAGGGUUAAGCACAAUAAAUGACCACACUUGUUUUUCUUUUGGUUGAUAGUUACGGGUUUUUGGGUUUCUUUGAUCUUAAGCAAAAAUGACAAGCUAACAAAACCCAUGUGAAAUGGCUUUGCAUUUAUAAAUUCUUGUAUUCUUACUUAUGUUAUCCGGAUUUAAAAAUCAUCUACAUCACACAUUAUCUUAAGUAAAAGAUUUUACCCGCAAUUUGUGACAAAUCGAAGAAUUUGCCAUUUCUACUUGCAAAUUGAUGCAAAAUUCAUGUUAUGAAUAUAUUUCAAAAUUUAUCUACAUAAAGACAUAUUUUGUUAUAAAAAAAA